Molecule: messenger RNA, 2459 nt
Organism: Manduca sexta (tobacco hornworm)
Lineage: Eukaryota; Metazoa; Arthropoda; Insecta; Lepidoptera; Sphingidae
Gene: RNaseX25
Product: ribonuclease T2
Exons: 3
Coding region: 179-1018 (279 amino acids)
Biological process (GO): RNA catabolic process
Cellular component (GO): extracellular region
Molecular function (GO): RNA binding; ribonuclease T2 activity
Source: RefSeq, a predicted model, not a curated record
ACACAAUAUGACAUUUCUGAUUUCCUUGCAAAUUGUAACACGGCGCACAGUAAAUUUUAGAUUGUGUAGCGCAUAAAUUAGCGAAAAUAGUCCUGUGCGUAAUAUUUAUAAAUUUGUAAUAGAUAUAUUUGUGUAUUAUCUAUUAUAUGUGAGUGAACUAAUUCAACACAAAUACAAAAUGAACAAGAACUUAUGUUUUGUCUUAAGUCUGAUAUUAUGUUUAGAAUGCGUAUAUGUGGAGUCCAUCCAACACACACAAAUAAUUCGUUUCAAUACCAAUUUAUUUACCACCCACAAUGAUGACCACCAUUGGGACUUGCUUCUGUUCGCGCAGCACUGGCCAGUGACAUUAUGCAGGAGCUGGACCACGCAUACAUGCAAGAAAUUCAAUGAAACUUGGAUUGUUCAUGGUGUAUGGCCAACUAAGUUCGGAAGCAUUGGGCCGGAGAAAUGUAAUAGUUCAUGGCUCUUUGAUCCUGAUCAAGUGAAAACUAUUGAACAAGAUUUAGAAGAGAAUUGGACCAAUUUAGAGAGUGACACGUCCUUAUACAGUUUUUGGAUUCACGAGUGGUCGAAACACGGCACGUGUGCCGCGAGCAUCGAACCUCUGAACUCCGAGUUCAAGUAUUUCUCCCAAGGCCUAGACUGGCACAAGAAGAUUCCACUGACUAUGAUGCUCGGUGAAGCAGGCAUAGUCCCUUCCGACGAAAAACAGUACAAAAUCAUCGACAUUUACCAUGCCAUUAAAAAUAAAACGAAGGUUAACCCGACAAUACAAUGCGUGCAUGUAAAGGGCGUACAGCUGUUGUCAGAAUUGCACGUUUGCUUUAAUAAGAACUUGGAACUAGUUGAUUGUGACGGAGUCGUGUCUCCGAAACAUGUGAUUGAUGGAGUGACAGUUAUGACCAACUGUAAUCCUGCGCAUGAUGUUUUAUAUCCUCACAGUGUGGAGCCUCCCGCGAGAGUUCUUGUACAGUUGUAUAAAUUGUCGUCGCUUUUGCAGUGGUUGACGCUUUGAUUUUAAAACUAUUGUCAAUAAAGGACGUUUCCAAAGCGACAAAACUUAGGAAAUUUUAAAAACAGAACAGUUGCUACUGUUUAAAAAAAUAGUGGCAGCUCCAGAUAAAGACGUCUAUUCUGAAUUCCAUAUCUUUUCGGAAAAUUAUCAAUUUUGCAUUUCAAAUAUAUUACAGGUUUAAGCUGACAGGCGUUUUUGCAAUGAAAAUAUGCUUUUCAAAGCAACGCAUAAGUAUUUGUCUUACUACUACUUCUAACAUGAAAAUUAUAAUUCAUGUCACACGCGCCGUUCGGCAAUUUAGCCCUAUUCCUAUGUAGUAUUAUUACUUCUCGCACCAUAAUAUUGCGACAUCAUUCUAUUCCAUAUUUUCAUCACUUUUACGGAGAAGAAUUAAAAAUAAUGAAUUUAGGUAGGCAAAUACGUAUAUCAAUUUAGAGGAGGUGCGCACAGGCGGUUUAAACAAAUAAUCUGCUGUCGAAUAUCAGCAAUUAAUGUAUGGAAACCGCUGUGUUAAAUAUCCAUAUAUUAUAACGUAAUCAACAGCCGAUAUAUUUAACCGCCCGUGCGCGCCCCCUCUUAUUUAGUGUUGUUAGGCUUUGUAAUGUUGGAAACUUUUAUAGUUCCAUCAUAUCCGUCCUCCGUUGCAUCCUUUCGCGCUGUUAUUUAAUAUUAUUCUAAAAACUGAUAUUUGUCACUUUUAAAAUGUAGAAGUUUUCAAAUGAAUACAUAGAUGGUUAGUUAUUACAAGUGACCUAUCCCAGUCCAUAAGAAUUUCUGUAAAAUAUACUCUCGCGGUAUGACCGUGGCUCUGCACGAAGAAGCAAGUCUUGACAUCCACUUGAUCAUAUUUCUUGAUUUUUACUAGUUACGUUUAUUAUUUUAUUAUAUGUACUUGUAUUGUUAAAUUAAUUAUUGAUUUGUUUACAAACACGUUAUUUUAACCAUGUAAUGGGAACUGUGAUUCUGGAUAUUGUAAUUUUUAAUACAUUUCCUGUACCAACAUAAUAAUUGUGCAAUAUCAUGUUGUUUUUUGUGUUUUUAUUUAUUUUAUUGUAAAAUUUCUGUAUGUUUAUAAAAUAAUAAUUAUUUGUAAUUUCUCCAAAUUUUGCUUUCGGCCAUUUUAGGAGUCAACUACAACCGUAAAUGUAUUCAAAGCACCUUGUUUAUGGGCGUUAAAGGUUAUCUAAUGUUACCAAGAACAGAGCAUUGUGUUAUGAAUAAUAGAGUAAUAAAAAUAGCAGUAAACAACACUACUGUGGAUUGUAGGUACAAGUUACAUCAUAUAUGAUACAUUUAUUAUAAUGUAAAAAAAGUUUGUUUGCGUUAAAUCUAAUAAGGAUUGAAAAUACUGUCAAUUUAAUUUUCAUAAUCAGGCGUCAAUGCCUUAUUGUACUGUGCAUUCGAAAUCUUUAAUUGGAAAUAUAUACAUAUUAAUCGUGUC